AUGCGUUCGCGCGGCCACCGGCUGCCGCGUCAGAGAUUCUACCUGCCUCCAUUGUGUCCCCGAUCGAAUCCCGGACCGCUCGGCAACAGUUUCCACCGGGAUCCCCGCCCCGUCGCACGCAAGGUGUUCCCGGUGCGCUCCCGGCUCGGGACGAGUCCGCUUUUUUGCGUCUCCGUCCGCUCCCGCGAUUGUUUACCCAAGCCCGCGGCGCGAACACAGCUC
This is a messenger RNA of Iphiclides podalirius (scarce swallowtail), 222 nucleotides long. NCBI's taxonomy places the organism in Eukaryota, Metazoa, Arthropoda, Insecta, Lepidoptera, Papilionidae. The record is from the annotation of a GenBank genome assembly.